AUGACGAAGGGUACCUCCAGUUUCGGAAAGCGCCACAACAAGACGCACACGCUCUGCAGGCGUUGCGGUCGCCGAUCCCUUCACAUCCAGAAGCACACCUGCGCCUCAUGCGGCUACCCUGCUGCUAAGACCCGCAAGUUCAACUGGGGCGAGAAGGCCAAGCGAAGGAAGACCACCGGUACCGGCCGCAUGCGAUACCUCAAGACCGUCAACCGCAAGUUCAGCAACGGAUUCCAAACCGGUACCCCCAAGGGCGCCAAGGGCCCCACCGUCAACUCCUCGUAA
Messenger RNA from Bipolaris oryzae ATCC 44560, 285 nucleotides. RefSeq lists its product as uncharacterized. NCBI's taxonomy places the organism in Eukaryota, Fungi, Ascomycota, Dothideomycetes, Pleosporales, Pleosporaceae. The record is from RefSeq and is a predicted model, not a curated record. Gene Ontology annotation, molecular function: structural constituent of ribosome; RNA binding. Gene Ontology annotation, biological process: translation. The coding region runs from base 1 to 285 and encodes 94 amino acids. Gene Ontology annotation, cellular component: ribosome; cytosolic large ribosomal subunit. The transcript is spliced from 4 exons.